UACAAUCAAUCAAACGGUGCACAAAGGAAUCAAAGCACAAAGGCACGAUAAUGAAAGAUAGGAGUCUGUGACAUAAAGGUGGUGCAACGGGUAUAAAUCACAAAAGAUGAUUUGAGAGAGAGGAAGUCACUUACGGGGUACUACCACAGUGACAGAUUGGGGCCAACUAUUUUGUCUGACAGUGCACAUUGUUUCAAAGGAGGUUUUAUAGACUACAGCUGUGAAGAAUUAAGGUGUUUUGAUGAACAAGUCUCCUCCUCCUACUAUGUGAAAAUAAAGUCUUGCUCGGCCAGUUGCUUCAAAGUCUUCCCUGAAUGACAUCUCAAAUUUGGAAAUGUACUUUCCGUCCAUGUUGCUCCUUUCGAGGACAUUGAUCAGGCAUGCAAAGAAUUACUGAACUCUCUCGCUGCAGUUUCAGAUUGACCCCGACCUGGGAUUUUCCACAAAGCAUGAGCACCUGCGGCUUCCCGGCGUCCAGUGCACACCCCGUGCUUGUGUUUGCUCUUGCGCUGGUGAUCUUCCUCACAGUGAUGGGAAACCUGCUGGUCAUCGUGGCCAUCGCUCGCACACCUCAGCUGCACACCACCACUAACGUCUUCAUCGUUUCUAUGGCCUGUGCAGACCUCAUCAUGGGUUGUGUGGUCCAGCCCUUGGGCGUCAGCAUGGUGGUAACCAAGAAAUGGCUUUUGGGAACAACGGUUUGCGACCUGUGGACAUCUGUGGACGUUUUCUGCGUCACAGCGAGCAUCGAGACGCUUUGCGCCAUCGCCGUGGAGCGUUACGUCGCGGUGACGCAGCCCCUCAAGCAUCAGGUUCUUCUGAACAAACGUAGGGCGGGCUACAUCGUGUGCUUGGUGUGGAUGGUGUCGUCUCUAAUUUCCUUCGUACCAAUCAUGAACCAUAAUUCUCGUGCAUUGAACAAUAACACAAGGAUACGUUAUGAGGACCCAUAUUGCUGUGAUGUCAUUACGGACCCAACCUAUGCCAUCUGCUCCUCGGUAGUGUCGUUUUACGUGCCCCUGGUUAUCAUGGUCUUCGUGUAUGGGAAGGUGUUUGCCAUUGCGACCAGACAGCUGAAGCAAAUCGAUAAGGACAGACAGCGCUUUCUCAGCGAAUGUGUGGACGACUCUGAUAAACAGAAUAAAAGCGAAGAGUCUUCUGAAAGUCCACCUCCUGUGGAAAUAAAAAGUCGGAGAUACAGCCGCAAUCCGAUGAGGCACCUUGUUCUGGAACAUAAGGCGCUCAAGACACUGGGGAUUAUAAUGGGCAUCUUCAUCCUUUGCUGGCUACCCUUCUUCCUCUUCAACAUCAUCAGAGUCUUCGAACCUGAGGUUCCACCAUGGGACGUGUUCAUCUUUUUGAACUGGAUGGGAUACGCAAACUCAGGCCUGAACCCGAUCAUCUACUGCCACAGUCCAGAGUACCGUACAGCCUUUCGAAAUCUUCUGAGAGGCAAAAAAAUCAAACCGUUGAAUCUCAACGGCAUUCAAAAACACCUACAGACGUUGACCACGUACAUCCAGACCAGCAGCUCUGUGAGAAAGGAUUGCUUAGGUCAUGAAAACCCAGCUGUGGAACAGAACGGAAACACGUGUGCCAGUUUAAAAGACAACGUGUUUGAGGCUAUAGAUGCUGAUCAAGAAACAUUUCAAACCUGACAUGGAUCAGUGCGAAGGGUGGCUGAUGAUGGGAAACAGCUCCCAUGUUUAUCAACGGAUCUUAACUGUACCCUAACAUACGAGUGUUUUUCAGGGGACCAAAGUGAAACCAGCAUUCGAUUCGGGCUAUGUGCAGAGUCGAGAAACAAACCAGAUUGUUCAAGAGAACAGAAGUAAAGAAGAACAACAGGAAUUGUGUUCGUUCUUCCCAUCAUAGCACUGCGUUUACCUUCAGUCUUAGAUCAUCGCUGCAACUUUCAUUGUCAUGGAGAAAACCUUUUCCACAGACUGAAAUAAAAAAUAGAGUCAAAGAAGGAAUAAAUGUAUACACUUUAAUAUAUUUAUACAAAAAUGUAUGUUACACAUUUUCAGACCUUUAUUCACUGCGUAGAGUCAUCUUAAUCCAGCACAAUGUUGAAGCUGAUGGGCUAUGAGAAGAAACAGUACAUUAAGUCAAUAAAAACACACAAUCAAACUUAUUUUU
Molecule: messenger RNA, 2142 nt
Organism: Paramisgurnus dabryanus
Lineage: Eukaryota; Metazoa; Chordata; Actinopteri; Cypriniformes; Cobitidae
Gene: adrb3b
Product: adrenoceptor beta 3b
Biological process (GO): norepinephrine-epinephrine-mediated vasodilation involved in regulation of systemic arterial blood pressure; adenylate cyclase-activating adrenergic receptor signaling pathway; positive regulation of MAPK cascade
Cellular component (GO): plasma membrane
Molecular function (GO): epinephrine binding; beta3-adrenergic receptor activity
Source: RefSeq, a predicted model, not a curated record